GUGCGCAGCUCUGCGCUGGAUCCGGCCUUGCACAGGGUGCUGGGCGAUGCCCGGCCUGAGGCGUCCUCAGAGGGCAUGGAUGAGGCCGCUCUGCUCGCUGGGAUGCCCAGCCCCGAGGACGAGCUGGUGACUGAACUGUUUGGCGCGGAGAGUCAGUUCGUUUCUGAGCACCUCGCCCUGAAAACGCCCGUGGUGGUGAAGCGGGAGGAGGACGAGUUCCACGUCUUCAAGGACGCCUACCUGAGCCCUGCGGACCCCAAAGAGCCCCUGCUGCCAGCCUUCAGCCCCCCACUGAGUGUGGACUGCAAGAGUAAAGUCAAAGUCGAGUUCCUGGGGGAUGAACAGGAGGAGGAACUCCUCGGGGAGUACCCGGGUCUCCCAGAGCUCAACCCCCUGGAAGACGCCGUGCUGCCGGCUGUGCCGCCACCACAGGCCUACAAUGUCCACUUCCUGUCCUCCCUGCUGACCCCACACAGGAGUCCGGCUGUCGUGCCCCUGGGCACCUGGGCCAGGGAAGGCGCGGCCCACGCCGGGGUCCGGGUCAUUCCAGUGGAGAUCAAAGACGCAGGUGCUCCUGUCCCGAGUAACAACCCAGAGGAAGCAGCUUUCCAGAACCCGCUGGCCCAGGAGCCCUGCUGCAAGUUCCCGUCUCCCCAGGAAGCAGAGGACGCCUCUGGCUGCUUGCACAAGAAAGACCCGAACCCCAUGGUGAUCUGCCAGUUGAAAGGGGGCACGCAAGUGCUGUGUAUCGACAACUCUGGUGCCAGGGAGCUGAAAGCACUGCAUCUGGUUCCCCAGUACCAAGACCAGAAUAACUACCUGCAGCCAGAUGUCCCCAAACCAGCGACUACCUUAGUAGGAAGACUUCUGCCAGCCCCAGCAAGAUUAAAUCUCAUCACCCAACAACUCGACAACGGACCUCUGCCGCCGGCCGCCAACGGGGCCCCCUUCCCCGCGGGGUCAGCUCUGCCAGGACCACCCAAACUAGCUCUGGCUGGAGUAACUCUUAGUUCAUGGGACUCAAGGUCUAAAAAGCCAUGUAACUGUACCAAGUCCCAGUGUCUGAAAUUGUACUGCGACUGCUUCGCCAGCGGGGACUUCUGCAACAACUGCAACUGUAACAACUGUUGCAACAAUUUACGCCACGAAAUUGAACGGUUUAAGGCCAUUAAGGCGUGUCUUGACAGAAACCCAGAGGCUUUCCAGCCAAAAAUCGGCCUGGGCCGACGGGGCGACGUCAAGCCGCGGCACAACAGAGGCUGCAACUGCAAGAGGUCAGGCUGCCUGAAGAACUACUGCGAGUGCUACGAGGCCAAGAUCAUGUGCUCCUCCACCUGCAAAUGCGUCGGGUGCAAGAACUACGAAGAAAGCCCGGAGCGGAAAACGCUGAUGAGCGCGCCGGGCAGCGGGAGCUCCGAAGGCGGCCACUGCCUGUCACCGAGGUGCCCGGUGCUGCCGAAACCCAGAAGGGACAGGCGGGCGCCCUCCUGCAUCUCGCGGGAGGUGGUGGAGGCUGCCUGCGCCUGCCUGCUGGCCCAGGGCGAAGAGGCCGAGCAGGAGCGCUGCCCCCCGAGCCUGGCGCAGCAGCGGGUCCUGGAGGAGUUUGGGAGGUGCUUGGCCCAGAUUCUCCAGAUCGAGUUUAAGUCCAAGGGGCUGACGGUCGAGUAGCGCACAGUGUGGCCACAGCGAACGCACCGGACUCUGGAGUUCAGGACGCUGCGGCAGGAACCCGAGGCCGGGUCUGCACCGGCGCCACGGCCCAGCUGGAGCUCCCCUGCCCCGGCCCCAGGCACCCCCCAGCCCAUAGGGGUCCCGCCGCCCAGCCCCCUCUUUGCGGACAAGCUGCCCAACGCGCUGGGCGAGGCGGCGCCGGGGAGACGCCCCCCGUGCCUGGAGUCAGCCCUCCACGAGACGUCUCCGGAGCCUCCUGCGCUAGCGCCACGACGGUCCCCCCGACCCUCAGAAACAGCCUCCAGCUGGGCUGCCCGAAGCAACCGAGCCCCUUCCGACGCGGCUGGGUGCCCGAGUGCAGACCGCCUGGGGUCCAGGCAUGGCUCCCCCAGGCCACCGGGGACGCUGCGGCCCUGCAGCCGCCAGGAGCCCCUCAGGCCCGGGCCUGGCCGCGCCCUGGCUUCCUCCUGGUUUCUGCCCGAGCCAUGGACAGCUCUGCCGCCCCGGGAGCGUCCCCUCGGUGGCUGCGUUGGGUUGUGUUGCUGUUGCUGUUCGUAAAAUAUGGUUAAAAUCACUGGUUUUCAGGAACCAGCAGAUAGGACAGUCAUUGAGUCGACUCUUGUUUCUGUCGUGAAAGCCGAGAGGAAUAAAAAUUUCA
Molecule: messenger RNA, 2329 nt
Organism: Talpa occidentalis (Iberian mole)
Lineage: Eukaryota; Metazoa; Chordata; Mammalia; Eulipotyphla; Talpidae
Gene: TESMIN
Product: testis expressed metallothionein like protein
Exons: 10
Coding region: 76-1668 (530 amino acids)
Biological process (GO): regulation of DNA-templated transcription
Cellular component (GO): nucleus
Source: RefSeq, a predicted model, not a curated record